AUCACCCUAUGGGACUAUGGGACUACUCUGUGGGCGGAAUUCCUGAUCAUUCUCCAUCUUCAGGGUUCCAAUAUACUCGAUCGCCUCGUGGACUAGCAUGGUCUCACGGACCGCAGCAGCCUUUGUCGACCCCAUCAGAGACAUAUACGAGGCUUUCACCAUCUACACAUUCUUCCAGUUGUUAAUCAAUUACUUGGGCGGAGAACGAGCCCUCAUUAUCAUGACCCAUGGUCGCGAACCGAUUCAUCAUCUCUGGCCGAUGAACCACGUCCUCCCUCGAGUUGAUAUUUCCGAUCCGCAUACCUUCCUCGCCAUAAAGCGCGGCAUCUUGCAAUAUGCAUGGAUGAAGCCAGUCUUGGCCUUAGCGGCUGUUAUCAUGAAAGCAACUGGGACCUACCAUGAGGGAGACAUCAAACUCAACUCGGGCUAUUUCUGGAGCGGCAUUAUCUACAACAUCAGCGUCACAGUCAGCUUGUACUCUUUGGGCUUGUUCUGGGUAUGCAUGAACAACGACCUAAAGCCUUUCCGACCAAUGCCCAAGUUCCUGUGUGUAAAGGCCAUUAUCUUUGCAUCUUACUGGCAAGGCUUUGCCCUUGGAAUUCUGGUGUUCCUUGGCGCUUUCCCGAAUGUCGAAGGCUACACACAAGACGGCCUUGCGGCAGCCAUUCAGGACUUCCUCAUUUGUCUCGAGAUGCCAGCCUUUGCCAUUGCUCAUUGGUAUGCCUUCUCUUGGCACGAUUUUGCCGACAGCAGAGUGUCUGCCGCAAGAAUGCCGGUCAAGUAUGCGAUGAGGGACGCCUUCGGAAUUCGCGACUUGAUACAGGACUCCAAGGAAACUUUUACGGGCGACAAGUACGGUUACCGGGUCUUUGACUCGGGCGACAAGAUCAUGGCACAUGAGCAGUCACGGUCGAGACUGGCCAGACUUAAGGAAGGCAUGCGAUAUGAGCGAGGAGGCAAGGGCAAAUAUUGGAUACCAAGACCCGACGAAAUCAACCAAAACACUCCGCUGUUGGGUGCAAACGGCGGCCCGAGCAGGAGGAGCAAUUCCUCCUCUCCGCACCACGAUGAUUCUGACGAGCUUAUACUUGAUCCAGAGGAAGAACAACUCUACGCAGGAGCCAGGAAACUCGAGUUUGGUGACUGGAACUAUCCCGUCAUUACAGCCAACGAGCCGUGGAGAGAUCGUUAUCGAUCACCUCAUCCCAGUCUCUUCCAAAACACUCCGACCGGGAGCUUUUACAAUCGAUCGUCCUCAAGCAGAAGCUCGGUGCCCACGCUUAACCCCAGGGAUCCUCUCGAAAGGCGCAAGAAGGAGGCACCAGAAGGCCCUGAAGCUCUUCCCAACGACAAGAAAGGCAAAAAGAAGGCGGACGCAAAUGGUCAACGGGCUACGAACUCUACCCCAGACAAGGGCAUGGAUCCCUUGGAGAUCGCAUAUGGCCCCAUGAUGGGCACAACCUCCAAACUUACAGAAGACGACUUCAGAGUCGACGAUGUCAGUCCUCAUCAUCCGCACGGGACAUCACCCGGGCAUGAUGCUUCACAUGAUGUUGAGGAUGACGGAAAAAGUACCCCGGUCACGGAAGUGUCUAACCACUGGGGUCAUGCUACGGAUACCGAAGGGGACGGCGAAGAAGAGAGGAGCCCACAUUUUACCGUUGGUGGCGAAGAGGAGUUUGACAACGUGUGGGGGAGGUGACAUUAUGUUGCUUGAAGCGCUGUUUUUGCUUUGAGUUUUUUCCUUUCCUUUUUCGAGCUUUCGUGUUACAGGAAUUGUUCUGGUGUCAAAGAGACUGUGGUAUGGAUGCAUACAGGUUCAAAUAGGUUAUGCGGGAGUCAGAUUGGCGUUGGCGUAGGACCCUGUUGUUUGUUUAGGCAUAGCAAAUCUGCAAGUUGAGCAUUCGUAGACAAUAUCUUCAUCUAAGCACACACAUGGUACUCUGGUUCUCGUGUGUUGGCAACCACUGGCCUACCUUGCAA
This is a messenger RNA of Neurospora tetraspora, 1983 nucleotides long. Its product is annotated as organic solute transporter Ostalpha-domain-containing protein. The transcript has 2 exons. Gene Ontology annotation, molecular function: transporter activity. Bases 98 to 1702 code for a protein of 534 amino acids. The record is from RefSeq and is a predicted model, not a curated record. Gene Ontology annotation, cellular component: membrane. Gene Ontology annotation, biological process: transport. NCBI's taxonomy places the organism in Eukaryota, Fungi, Ascomycota, Sordariomycetes, Sordariales, Sordariaceae.